AUUGAAACCAACUUCAACAAUAUAACCUAGUCCUGCAACGAACAGCUUCGCUGAACAAAAUUCAUUGAGUCGUUGAAAGAUCCUUGUGGACACAUCCGACACAUAUUGUCAUGUCAUCCUUCAGUGGUCCACCGACUGAGCUUCAGUGCUGUAUAUGUCUGGAUGUGUUCAUUGAUCCAGUCAGCACUCCAUGCGGACACAACUUCUGCAAGACCUGUCUCAAUAAACACUGGGACAACAGCCAGACCUGCAGCUGUCCGUACUGUAAAGAGACAUUCAAGGAAAGACCCGAUCUCAAGAUUAAUACCACACUUCGAGAGCUCGUAGAUCACUAUAAAAAGAAACAUCCACAGGUUUUGUGUGAUUUCUGUGAGGAAAGAAAGCUGAAAGCCCUGAAGUCAUGUCUGGUGUGUCAGGUGUCUUACUGUGAAACUCACCUGGAGCCUCAUUUGAGAGUGACAGGUUUAAAGAAACACAAACUGAUAAAGCCUGUGAGUAAUCUGGAGGACUAUAUAUGUCAGAAACAUGAGAGACCUCUGGAGCUGUUCUGUAGAGAUGAUCAGAUGUGUGUGUGUCUGAUGUGCUCUGUGAUAGACCACAAGAACCACAGCACUGUUCCUCUAGAAGAUGAAAUUAAAGAGAAGAAGACAAAGAAGGACUUGCAGCAGAUGAUCCAGGACAGAUUAAAGAAGAUUCAAGAAAUCAAACAGUCAGGAAAGAGAUUUUAUACUGAACUUCAGGAGAUGAUGAAGGACCAGCAGAAAGCAGCAGAGAAACAGGAGCAAGACUUCAUUAAAGAUCUGGAGCAGGAGAUCACCGCAUUAAAGAUGAGAAACACUGAGCUAGAGCAACUCUCACACACUGAAGAUAACCUCCACCUCCUACAGAUUUACUCAUCCCUUCACAGAUCUACAAACACCAGCAACUGGUCUGAGAUCAGCGUGAAGCCUCACCAGAGUCUGGAGAAUCUGAAAGGAGCAGUGACUCAACUGCAGGAAACUCUAGAUCCGAAGCUUAUACAAACUGUGCUAAAGUGGAUGCAGCAGUAUGCAGUGGAUGUGACUCUGGAUCCAGAAACAGCUCAUCCUAAACUCAUCCUGUCUGCAGAUAGAAAACAAGUGACACAUGGAGACAUUUGGCAGAGUCUUUCAGACAACCCAAAAAGAUUUGAUAGAUAUACAAAUGUCUUGGGAGUUGAGGGAUUCUCCUCAGGGAGAUUUUAUUUUGAGGUGCAGGUGAAGGGUAAAAUUGAAUGGGAAUUAGGAUUGGCUCAAGAAUCUGUUAAAAGGAAGGGAGUGAUCACACUGAAUCCCAGUAAUGGUUACUGGACUGUAUGCCUGAAGAAAGGGAAUGAAUAUGCUGCUCUCUCUGAACCCCCUGUAGCUCUGGAUUUAAAAGUGAAGCCGCAGCAGAUCGGUGUGUUUGUAGAUUAUAAGGAGGGUCUGGUCUCUUUUUAUGAUGUGGAGUCCAGCUCUCUUAUCUACUCUUUCACUGGUGAGUCUUUCAAUGGGAAACUCUAUCCAUAUUUUAGCCCUGAUCUAAACUAUGAAGGUAAAAACUCAGCCCGAAUGAUCAUCACACCUGUUAAGUACAGUAAAUGAAUAUACCCCCAUCAAAAUAAAAUAUUAUGAAAUUUAAAUUAAUUUAAAAUAUAAUUAAAAUAUAGAAAGUACUAAAGCGUCAUGUUUUUUUUUCUUUUUGCUGCUUCAAUAAUGAAUGAUGAAACUCUUGAUAUUUCUCCAAAACUGAGAUUUUUUUGUGGAACAACAAAGAAUUUUAGCAUUUUCAUAAAAUAAAUGUAAAUGGUGACCAGUGGCUAUACUGUAGGUGAUGUGCAAAAUGUUCACUAGAUGACACUAUAUAGUUUAUAAACAAUUUGGAAAAUCAGGAUUUGUACUAGACAAAUAAAUUCAGAACUUUCUUUAAUAUACUAAGACUUAACUUGAACCUGGUGACUGCCAGCAUAUGUGUGUGUGUUUGUGAGAAUGAGUGUUUGGUUUGUGCAUAUAUAUUUAGAGCAGGGCUGUCCAAACUCAGUCCUGGAGGCUUGGUGUCCUGCAGAGUUUAGCUCCAACCUUAAUUAAACACACCUGAAGCAGCUAAUCAAGCUCUUAUAGUCCAAUCUAGAGCUCAUGAAUGCAUGUACUAGCUUCUCUGCAUCAGAUACUGGUAACUUGAAGCUUGACAAUGUUGCUAAGAAGAAAGAAUGCUGUUCUUACAGGGGAAAUGUGAUUUUUAAAAGACAAAUUGCUGUUUAAUAUAAUACCCAGAUUGUUGUUUUAUGCCAUCUUGUUUUGAAUAAAAAUGUUUUGAUUUCUCCUAA
This is a messenger RNA of Puntigrus tetrazona (Sumatra barb), 2323 nucleotides long. Its product is annotated as E3 ubiquitin-protein ligase TRIM39-like. Lineage: Eukaryota; Metazoa; Chordata; Actinopteri; Cypriniformes; Cyprinidae. The coding region runs from base 111 to 1601 and encodes 496 amino acids. Gene Ontology annotation, molecular function: protein binding; zinc ion binding. The record is from RefSeq and is a predicted model, not a curated record. The transcript has 7 exons.